CGUCUACUAGAUAUACCAUGUAAAGUUUGUGGUGAUAGAAGUUCUGGUAAACACUAUGGAAUUUACAGCUGCGAUGGCUGUUCGGGAUUUUUCAAGAGAAGCAUACAUAAGAACAGAGCCUAUACCUGUAAAGCCCAAGGUGAAAUGAAAGGAAUGUGUCCCAUUGAUAAAACACAUCGUAACCAAUGUCGAUCUUGUAGACUGAAGAAAUGUUUUGAUGCUGAUAUGAACAAAGAUGCUGUUCAACACGAAAGAGGCCCAAGAAAACCAAAGCUUAAAGGAACUGAUUUGUCUUUGGGCCAUCAUCACAAUCAGCAUGGUCACCACCGUCAAGUCACACAAGAGGUUCCAAUAGAUUUGAGAGUGACAAGCUCGCCAAAGAACACAUUUCCUUUACCCCAAGACUGCAUAACAAAUAUAGCAUCAAAUCCAAAUGUUUGGCAUGAAGUGAUGGCUCGACUACUCUUUACUAUAAUUGGUUGGGUGAAGCAAAUUCCAGCUUUUAUGAUACUGACCGAGGCUGACCAGGUUAUAUUGCUCACCACGUCUUGGAAAGAUCUGUUUCUGUUGGGAAUAGUACAGUGGGGACUACCAGUUGAUGUUAAUGGUAUCCACAGAUCUAUCAAUUUUCUCGGCAAUGUUGGUGAGAUGAACCCUACCACAGAACUGGAUCGACUUACUGAAACCAUAGCUAGAUUGAGAGAAAUGGCGCUAGAUCCGACAGAGUUGACCUGUUUAAAAGCAAUAUGUCUCUUCAAAUCAGGUAAGGAAGUUAAUCACGCUGAUGGGACAAAUCUUGUGGAUGUUAAAACAGUAGAAAAUCUUCAAGAACAAGCGCAUCUGAUGUUAACAGAACACAUUCAACUUCAAUAUCCACGACAGAUGGUGCGUUUUGGACGGUUGUUGAUGCUGGUCUCAAAACUGCAAACUCUGAAACCUUCUUUUAUUGAACGAGUGUUCUUCAGAACUAUUGUAGGGAAUAUUUCCAUUGAAAAACUGGUUGGAAAUAUCUUACAAGGCGAUUUGGUUUAA
This is a messenger RNA of Lottia gigantea (owl limpet), 1032 nucleotides long. RefSeq lists its product as hypothetical. Lineage: Eukaryota; Metazoa; Mollusca; Gastropoda; Lottiidae. Gene Ontology annotation, biological process: anatomical structure development; regulation of transcription by RNA polymerase II; cell differentiation. The annotation marks the transcript as partial. The transcript has 6 exons. The record is from RefSeq and is a predicted model, not a curated record. Gene Ontology annotation, molecular function: zinc ion binding; nuclear receptor activity; RNA polymerase II cis-regulatory region sequence-specific DNA binding.